Carassius gibelio (silver crucian carp) is the source of this 1831-nucleotide messenger RNA. RefSeq names its product CCN family member 1. The transcript is spliced from 5 exons. Gene Ontology annotation, biological process: signal transduction. Bases 187 to 1344 code for a protein of 385 amino acids. Gene Ontology annotation, cellular component: extracellular region. The record is from RefSeq and is a predicted model, not a curated record. Gene Ontology annotation, molecular function: protein binding. Lineage: Eukaryota; Metazoa; Chordata; Actinopteri; Cypriniformes; Cyprinidae.
UUUGUGCAUUUAUCAAUUCAUAACAGACGUCAAGAGAAAGAGGCGAGAAGGGAUUGUCAACCAGACAAAUUCUUUUUGAACUGACAGAUACAGAGAGGAUCUAAAGGCACUUUUUGAACAUCUGAAACACUGUUUGUUAAUCAUCCAAACAGAGCACAAACGUAAUCAUUUUGGAUAAAACUAACUAUGUCCCCUCUGAGGAUCGUAGCAAGACAAGGACAUUUUAUCACACUGGUGCUGCUUUCAUGGGCCGCUGUGGAGGUGCAAGGAGGCUGUCCACUAAAAUGCUCUUGUCCUUCCUCGCCCCCCUCGUGUCCUCCGGGUAUCAGUUCGGUUCUGGACUCAUGUGGGUGUUGUCGGGUCUGUGCCAGGCAGUUUAACCAGGACUGCAGCCCUACUGAGCCCUGUGACCACAUUAAAGGACUGCGCUGCCACCUAGCGGCCGCUGGAGACCCUGACAGAGGCCUGUGUAGAGCUGAGGCUCAAGGUCGUCCAUGUGAGUUGGAUGGACGGGUGUAUCAGCACGGCGAGGACUUUCAGCACACCUGUGAGCAUCAGUGCACGUGCGUGGAUGGAGUAGUCGGCUGCGUCCCACUGUGCCCACACCGCAUCUCUCUGCCCGACUGGCGCUGCUCCCGCCGGCGCCUCAUCAAACUGCCCGGCCGCUGCUGCCAGGAGUGGCUGUGUGAUGAUGACAACCGCAUUGCUGAACAGGAUCCGUUGCCUGACGCUCAUCUACAAAAGCAGACAGACAUAAUAGGCAACGAGUUACUUGUAGCUCCAUCUACUUCUUGGGAUAGCAGUGCAGGAGCCCCUUAUCAAGAGUGGAUUUCAUCCUCUAAGUCCCACGACGUCCUUCCUCCCACCUGCUUACUGCAGGUCACUGAUUGGUCCCCGUGCUCAGCCACCUGUGGAAUGGGCGUGUCCAGCCGUGUAACCAACAGUAAUCCUGAGUGUAGGCUUGUCAGUGAAACUAGGCUCUGUCAGAUACGAGGAUGUGACGUCAACCCUGCACCAUCACUGAAGAAAGGAAAGAAAUGUCAGAGAACCACACGAACACCGAAACCUGUGCAGAUCGUAUUUGCCGGAUGCUUCACUGCUCGCCGUUACAGGCCUCGUUCAUGUGGAUCCUGCUCAGACGGUCGCAUCUGUGUUCCCUCUGUGACACGUACAAUCCGUCUACACUUUCACUGUCCCGAGCCAGAACGAGACGACUUUACCCGCAAUGUCAUGUGGAUACACCGCUGCAGCUGCAGUCAAAGAAACAGCAGACAGGGCCUGUCAUCACAAGCAGAGUUCUUCAAUCUGCCAAACGAUAUACACACAUACACACAUGGACAUUAGUUUAAAGAACCUAUUUAAAGGCAUCUUCUCAAUUUUCUACUGUACCCAAUGUUCUGUGCAAAUGUUUUAGUCCAUUCAUCAAUACAACAGUAUAAUCUCAAUAUAACAAUAAUAUGUAUCUAUAUAAAUUAUAUAGACAUUGCUGUUAUAUCAGGUUUGUAGUGACACAUGGGAAAAAUUAUGACUGUAAAGCUUAGGAAAAAUAUAGUAUAAUCCAUACCAUACACAGGCUAAUAAUUCAAUAUUCAUACCCUUUUGUUGUAACCAUAAAACCAGAUUUACUGUAUAUAGUGUAAAUAUGUAUUAAUUCCACUGUACAUAUAUAUAUUGUUUCUAUUUUAUAAUAUUUACCAGACUUCAGUUCUUGUGAAGUGUCAUAUUCAAACCUCAAUUUUUUGAGGUGAAUGGCAAAUAAUAAUAUGGAGCAAAUACAUUUAUUUGUAUAAAUAUAGUAGUUUCAUUUUGUAAAAUAAAAUUUUGAACAGUU